GGUAUAUGGAAUUUCCUAUCUGGGAAUCAUGAUUCUCGUCCGAUGUUUGUAUUUAUAAAAAUUGCUCGAUCUGUAACUUAAUUUUUAUGUUUAUCUAAAAUAAAAUGGUGUCGGAGGGUGAAAUCUGGAAAUUGGAAAAGAAUUUGUGUAGGUGCUGUCACGCGGAAGGAACUUUUGAUAACUUGGCGAACGAAAAAGACAUUUAUUCAGAUAUGCUCCGCUAUUGUUUUGAUAUUGAUGUCACACCAGUGCCAGGAGUACUGUGUGCUCUCACAUACACAAUAUGUCCGCACUGCAUACUAAAAUUACGUGAUGCCAGCGCAUUUAAGAAGCAGGUGCAGCUAUGCGAAGAAAAGUUCCUCGAAUUGUACUAUAAAAAGGCCAUAACAGUUAAAGGACAAGUAACGGAUGUGAAGGAUGAGCCAGAUGUAUAUUAUAACAUGGAUUGUCCAGAUGAACUCUCGCCGGACGAUGUCGAUAUGGAAGCAGAUGAUAAAUAUGAUAUGUACGACUAUGAAGAUGACAUAUAUAAAGAUAAAUCGGACGAAGAUGAUGAGAAGGUGAACAAGAGAUGCACAAACGCGAGCAGAAAGAAGAAGGAGCCGCAGAAGCAGAAGUCGAGGGCGAAGCAGAAGCAGAAGUGCGAGGUGAAGGAGAGGACGGAAGAUGAAAGGAAGGAAGAUUAUCAAGACGGAUUGUGGCCGGAUGAUGAAGAACUUGAUGCUGAUGAUGGAUAUGCAAUAAAUGAUGAUAAAGAUGAUGAAAUAGUAAAAGAAAAGUUGGUCGACGAGGAAGAGAAAACGAAGAAGAGAAGCAGCGGAACGGGCAGGAAGAAGAAGGAGCCGCAGAAGGAGAAGGCGAGAGCGAAGCAGAGGCCGAAGUGCCAGCAGAAGGAGAAAGCGGAGGAGACGGCGGAAGGGAAACAGAAAGAAGGUUGGCGCACUGUGAAAUUCAUACGCAAAGAGCAAGACGGCACGCCGUUGUGGCAAUGCGUCGACUGCGGCCGCGAUUUCAAGAAGCGCGACAACUUCGCGCAGCACUACAAGUUCGUGCACCUGAAGCUGCGGCCGAAGUUGCGCAGCUGCCACCUGUGCAAUGAGAAAGUGCCAACGCAGAACCGGCCCUUCCACAUGGAGGCGGCGCACGGCCUGCCGGCGCCAUCUUGCGGCGCGUGCGGCAAGAAGUUCGCGUUCCCCAACCAAGUGCUGCGCCACCAGAAGGCGUACCACAUGGGCGAGAAACAGUACAAAUGCGCCGUAUGCGAUAUGCAGUUCGCCUCCAACGCGCUGCUGGUGACGCAUUCGAUAAAGCACACGGCGCUGCGGCCGCACCGGUGCGGCUAUUGCGAGAAAACGUUCCGAUGGAAGAAGAAUCUGAAGACGCACGUGCACAUGCACCUGGACGUGAGGAAGCACGUGUGCCGGGUGUGCGACGAAUCGUUCGUGCAGCAGUCGAGUCUGAAGUACCAUAUGACGAAGCGGCAUAUGGAUGCGAUGUAGAUGGUCAAUAAAACAGUGCCUAAAGGGCUGAUUUAUAAGGCUAACUGGACGCUCGUCUCGGCUCCGCCCGGAUAUCAACAUCCCAAGGGAGCAUUUAAUCGGGAUAAAAAGUAUCCUAUCACCCAAUUCAGCUCAUACCCUGUCUGUAUGCCAAAUUUCAUCAAAAUCCCUUCAGUAGUUUCAUCGUGAUUAAUGGACAAACAUGCAAACAAACAAACUUUCACAUUUUUAAUAUUAGUGUGAAGUGUGAUUGUGUCUACGAUACUUUUACAUGAAUAUUUUGACAAAUAAAGGAAACGAGUAGGACAUUAAUAAAAGAAUGCCUGAAAGGGCCGUCUCGAGAGCCGUUAUCAGGCUGAUUAGUAAGAUGUACCUGAUAGCUUAUCUGAAACUUUUUAAUGUAUAGUUUGACAGAAAUUUGGCGCCGGUAUCCCCACUUCUGGAUAUAAUCUGUUUACACUAUCUGUCAGUUAAAGUGUGUGUAUGAAAAAAAACCCAUUAAAUUGAUGUAUUAUAAAUACAGUUAAAUUAAGUGUUAAAUACGCUAUCAGUGACGGUAUCUAUAAGUUAUGACAAAAGCCCUUUUAUUAGUUACGCUUUCACGCCAAAACUAUUGGAGCGAUUUUGAUGAAAUUUAGUACAGUGAUAGGUCAUAAUUCCAAGUAAUAUCUUGUGUGUUAUAGUUUAUGCUGAAAAAAUCUGAAUAACGUUUUGAAUUUAAAGCUAAUCUAAAAUUAUAAAGGGAAAAUAAUGUGUUUAUUUAUGUAAUAUUGGCAAUGUUCUCACACAAAAACUGCUGAACCGAUUCGAAAAAUGUUUCCACCAUUGGAAAGCUGCAUCUUCACUAAAUGAUACUGUAUAAUAUGUACCACGGACGAGGCCGGGGAGGAUGGAAAAGGAUGCUAGUAUAAAAUUAACAAUGAUACUUAUCUCAUAUUUCGCUUCGCCACGCUUCUAUGUCAGUUAUAAAUUGUUUUUGUUAAUUUUUUAUCGUUUUAUUGUUGAAUCUUGUUUGU
Zerene cesonia (dogface butterfly) is the source of this 2515-nucleotide messenger RNA. RefSeq names its product zinc finger protein 32-like. Gene Ontology annotation, cellular component: nucleus. Bases 105 to 1499 code for a protein of 464 amino acids. The transcript is spliced from 8 exons. The record is from RefSeq and is a predicted model, not a curated record. Gene Ontology annotation, biological process: regulation of transcription by RNA polymerase II. Lineage: Eukaryota; Metazoa; Arthropoda; Insecta; Lepidoptera; Pieridae. Gene Ontology annotation, molecular function: DNA-binding transcription factor activity, RNA polymerase II-specific; zinc ion binding; RNA polymerase II cis-regulatory region sequence-specific DNA binding.